Melitaea cinxia (Glanville fritillary) is the source of this 624-nucleotide messenger RNA. RefSeq names its product ATP synthase subunit d, mitochondrial-like. The record is from RefSeq and is a predicted model, not a curated record. Gene Ontology annotation, biological process: proton motive force-driven ATP synthesis. The coding region runs from base 1 to 531 and encodes 176 amino acids. The transcript has 3 exons. Gene Ontology annotation, molecular function: proton transmembrane transporter activity. NCBI's taxonomy places the organism in Eukaryota, Metazoa, Arthropoda, Insecta, Lepidoptera, Nymphalidae.
AUGGCAAAAAGGUUUACGAAAAGUGCCAUAAACUGGACUGAAUUCGAAAAACGAGUUCCAAUAGAUCAGAGGACCAAAUUCUUAGCAUUUAAAGCGAAGGCGGAAAUGUAUUUGCGACGAGUACAGGCAAAUCCGCCUGAACCACCAAAAAUAAAUUGGGAGGAAUAUCAAAAAAUAGUACCAGUGGAAGGAUUUGUUGAAAAAAUGAAAACAGAAUAUUUGGGAUUUCAGGUUCCUUAUCCUAAAGAUACAUUCACUGCGAAGGUCGAUGAACAAUGGAAGAGUUUGGAACCAAAAAUAAAAGAGUUUUGUGCAGAGAGGCAGAAGGAUAUAGAUACGGCACAAAAGGAAAUAAAUAGAAUAAAAGCAUUACCGAAAUUUGAAGAUAUGACGAUGGAGAUGUUCUACGACAUGUAUCCAAAAGACGCGUUAGAUCCUGUUAAUCGACCUACAUUCUGGCCUCACACUCCCGAAGAACAGCCUGGCUAUUUAACUCCCGAGCAAAAAGCAAUGAAAAAGGGAGGCCAUUAGAAAGGGCUAGGUUUAAAGUAUAAUAAAAUUCUGAAAGGAAAUAACAUUGUUAUACGCAAAUAUAAUAAUUUAUACCCAUUACAUAGAUCGUAA